This is a messenger RNA of Pteropus alecto (black flying fox), 1899 nucleotides long. It is a transcript of the gene TSLIG3B, whose product is annotated as family with sequence similarity 98 member B. Gene Ontology annotation, cellular component: tRNA-splicing ligase complex. The record is from RefSeq and is a predicted model, not a curated record. The transcript is spliced from 8 exons. The coding region runs from base 73 to 1311 and encodes 412 amino acids. NCBI's taxonomy places the organism in Eukaryota, Metazoa, Chordata, Mammalia, Chiroptera, Pteropodidae.
GGAACCUUGGUGCGGUAACGCCAAUUUCCGGCGGGCUCCUUAGAGUGGUGAACAGCUUUGGGCCGAAGGACCAUGAGAGGGCCGGAGCCGGGUCCCGAACCUACGAUGGAGGGGGACGUGCUGGACACGCUAGAGGCGCUGGGGUAUAGGGGACCACUGUUAGAAGAGCAAGCCCUUACCAAGGCAGCUGAGGAUGGACUAUCUUCACCUGAAUUUUCAGAGCUCUGUGUUUGGUUAGGCUCUCAAAUAAAAUCAUUGUGCAACUUGGAAGAAAGUAUCACUUCAGCUGGGAGAGAUGAUCUAGAAAGCUUCCAGCUUGAGAUAAGUGGUUUUUUAAAAGAAAUGGCAUGUCCAUAUUCUGUACUCAUAUCAGGAGAUAUUAAAGACCGUUUAAAAAAGAAAGAUGACUGUUUGAAACUUCUAUUAUUUUUAAGUACAGAGCUUCAAGCUUUACAGAUAUUACAGAACAAGAAACGUAAAAAUUCUCAAUUGGAUAAAAAUAGUGAAAUUUAUCAGGAAAUUCACGCUAUCUAUGACACCCUUGGUAUUCCUAAGUCAACAACUUCUGACAUUCCGCUUAUGCUAAGCCAAGUGGAAUCAAAGGUGAAAGAUAUUCUCUCAAAAGUCCAGAAAAAUCAUGUGGGAAAACCACUGCUGAAAAUUGAUUUAAAUCUGGAACAGGCGGAACAACUGGAAAGAAUCAACGAUGCUCUUUCCUGCGAAUAUGAGUGCCGCCGGCGGAUGUUGAUGAAACGAUUGGAUGUUACAGUGCAGUCCUUCGGAUGGUCUGAUAGAGCAAAGGUGAAAACAGAUGACAUAGCAAGAAUUUAUCAGCCUAAGCGUUAUGCUUUGUCACCCAAGACAACGAUUACAUUGGCACAUCUACUUGCUGCUCGUGAAGAUCUAUCCAAGAUCAUUAGAACAAGUAGUGGCUCUAGCCGGGAGAAGACGGCAUGUGCCAUUAAUAAGGUGCUGAUGGGAAGAGUGCCUGACAGGGGAGGACGGCCAAAUGAAAUUGAACCACCACCCCCUGAAAUGCCACCUUGGCAAAAGAGACAAGAAGGCAGCGGAAGGGGUGGGUGGGGAGGUGGAGGUGGUGGUAGAGGAGGUGGUGGGGGUGGAAGAGGUGGCUGGGGAGGUGGUGGAAGUGGGGGAGGUGGUAGCAGAGGAGGAGGUUUCCAAGGCAGGGGAGAUUAUGGUGGGAGGGGAGAUUAUGGUGGAAGAGGGGGCUACGGUGGAAGAGGGGGCUACGGUGGAAGAGGUUAUGGAGAUCCAUAUGGAGGGGGUGGUGGUGGGUAUAGAAGAUAUUAAAAACUACAAAAAUUAGCAAUGCUUACUUCUUGAGAGAUACAUUAGGCAUAGUAUUCAAAAUAACAUACUUGAAUGUCAUCUUUGAAGUAAACACCAUGUUAGAUUCCCUAUGAUACCAUUCUUAGUUGGGUUAAUAUGUAAGAGCAUUGUUUUAUACAACCAUUUGACUAUCCCUUAGACAUAGUGAUGAUUUUUUCCCCAUAUUCUGUGUACCCUUGAGCAUGUUAUGUCUUUUUAAAAAACAAAAACAAAAAAAUGAGCAAAAACUAUUUUUUAACAUGUAAAUAUUUAUUAUCAUCAAACUUGGAAAAUGGAAAGUAUUUUAUUGUCAUGAUUGAAUUUAGAUGUGACCUGUAUUUUAUUCAGAUUUGCGAUACAUAAAUGACCCCACUUGUUAAUUAGACUGUUGCCUCAUCUGUAUUCCUGUAGCUAGCUGUGUUUUGUUUUUUAAUUCUACUUUACAACAUAGAGAAAGAGACUGAUGGUUUUGUUCAAUAGGUAGUUGUCAUGACUUGUUUUCUCUAUUAUAAGAAGCUAUUCCUCUGACCAGGUUUCUGGUAAAGUUCCAUAAAUUGAAGGCUGAGUUUA